This is a messenger RNA of Apus apus (common swift), 2154 nucleotides long. RefSeq names its product hyaluronidase-1-like. The record is from RefSeq and is a predicted model, not a curated record. Gene Ontology annotation, molecular function: hyalurononglucosaminidase activity. The transcript is spliced from 3 exons. Gene Ontology annotation, biological process: hyaluronan catabolic process; carbohydrate metabolic process. Bases 665 to 2071 code for a protein of 468 amino acids. Lineage: Eukaryota; Metazoa; Chordata; Aves; Apodiformes; Apodidae.
CGUCUUGGCCACGCCUCCGGGCGCGGGCUCCGCCCCUACGCGGCCCGCGGGCUUCCCCGCCUGGCCACGCCCCCGCUCGCCUUUGGCCACGCCCCUCACGGCGAUUCGGCCCCGCCCCGCCGCGCGCGGCCCGUGGUCAGGGCGGGCGGGCCGGGUCGGUGCGGGGGCAGCCGUGCGGGACCGGGCCCUGCUGUCCCGCGCUUCCAGUGUCCCCAGGCGGUGCCUUCCUGCGGCUGCUGUCCCCAGGCAGUGCUCUGCUGUGCCACCACCGUUCCCCGGGCUGCGUCCUGCCCGGUCCCGUCCGAUGCUUCAGGCUUCCUCCCGGCGGUGCCCUCCUGCUGUCUAACGGCCGAUGCUCUUCCCUGCGCUCCCCCAGCAGCCCACGUCCCUUGCCUUGAACGCCCUUGAACCCCGUGACCUUGAACCCCUCACUUCGUCCGUGUCUGUUUGUCUUUCCAGGCCAGCUCAUCGCCUGCUGGUCACUGGGUGUUGACUCUGCGCAUUCCUCCGCAGCCAGUCACUCCCCGGGCUGGCACCCUGCCGGCCCCGCUCCGGAGCCACCGUGCCGGGCUGUGGCUGCUGGUAGCGUUGGGCACUUCACAUGAGGAGGUGGAAGAAGUGACCCUGGGUGACUGACGCUGCUCGGGGACAGGGGUGGGGAUUAAUGCCAGCCCUGGCUUGGGCUGGGGAUAAAAGCAUCAAGGUCUGCCCAGGGCUCAGCUUGUCUCGGCUCUCCCCAGGCAGCCCCGGGACCCAUCCUGCACCCACCGCCACCAUGACAUCAGGAUGGUCCUACUGGGUCCUCCUGCUGCUCCUGCCUGCCCCAGCCCACGCCGGGGGGCCUGGCCCUGUCCUCAUCAACCGCCCCUUCGUCACCAUCUGGAACAUCCCCACUGAGCGCUGCGCCAAGAAGUACAAUGUCACCCUCAACCUGGAGGUCUUUGACGUGUUGGCCAAUGACCAGCAGUCCUUCAUUGGGCAGGACAUCUCCCUCUUCUACAGCGAGGACUUGGGACUUUUCCCCUACUACACGGAUGAGGGGGUGCCAGUGAAUGGGGGGCUCCCCCAAAAUGCCAGCCUGUGGACCCACCUCCUCCAGGCCAUCCGGGACAUCAAGGUCACCCUGCCCAGCCCUGCCUAUGGUGGGCUGGCUGUCAUUGACUGGGAGAAGUGGCGCCCGCUGUGGAUCCGUAACUGGGACUCCAUGGACAUCUACCAUCAGAAGUCAGAGGAGCUGGUGCAGCAGAAGCACCCGCGGUGGCCCCUUGAGAAGGUGAAGGAGAAAGCCAAGGAGCAGUUUGAGCAGAGUGCCCGUGCCUUCAUGGAACAGACCCUGCAGCUGGGCAAGACCCUCCGUCCUGGUGGCUACUGGGGUUUCUAUGGCUUCCCCAGCUGCUACAACAAUGACUUUGACACUCUGCCCUACACUGGGAUGUGCCCGGUGGUGGAACACCAGAGGAACAAGGAGCUGUGGUGGCUCUGGCAGAGCAGCCGGGCACUCUACCCCAGCAUCUACCUGCCCCCUGCCUUGAAUGGCACCAGCAAGGUGCUCGCCUACGUCCGGCACCGCGUGGCCGAGGCUUUUGCUGUCCUCAACAGCAGCAUCCCCGUCCUGCCCUACUCCCAGAUUGCCUUCGAUUGCACCGUUGACUUCCUCUCCCAGGAGGACCUGAUGAACACCAUCGGGGAGAGCGCAGCUCAGGGUGCCGCUGGCAUUGUCCUCUGGGGCAGCCUCAACUACAGCACCUCCAAGGAGAUGUGCCUGAGGCUGAAGAACUACGUGGAGGGGCCCCUGGGCCACUACAUUGUCAAUGUGACAGCCAGUGCCGAGCUGUGCAGCUGGAGCCUGUGCCUGGGCCGGGGCCGCUGCGUGCGCCGGGAGGACAAGCAGGGCUUCCUCCACCUGGAUCCCUCCCGCUUCGCCAUCAACCUGGGAGCUGGCAAGCCCUGGCUGGUGGCACAGAGCCUGGAGACUGGUGAUGAUGUCUCCUGGCUGGCCAAGGAGUUCCGCUGCCAGUGCUAUGGCAAGUGGCAGGGACCCCGCUGCAACAGGUGGGGCUUUUCUGAGUGAGCUCACUCACCAUGCUGGGGACACCAGGGAGGGCAGGGUGACACCCUGGGGCUGGGAACCUGGCCACUGGGCUGGUAAUAAAA